This is a messenger RNA of Anastrepha ludens (Mexican fruit fly), 1185 nucleotides long. RefSeq names its product neuropeptides capa receptor (gene CNMaR). The record is from RefSeq and is a predicted model, not a curated record. Gene Ontology annotation, biological process: G protein-coupled receptor signaling pathway. Bases 1 to 1185 code for a protein of 394 amino acids. NCBI's taxonomy places the organism in Eukaryota, Metazoa, Arthropoda, Insecta, Diptera, Tephritidae. Gene Ontology annotation, cellular component: plasma membrane. The transcript has 7 exons. Gene Ontology annotation, molecular function: G protein-coupled receptor activity.
AUGUUGAAUUAUUACUAUGUGCCCGUCUUGGUGUGCACCGGUAGUUUGGGUAAUAUACUCUCAGUGUUUGUCUUUUUUAAAACGAAAUUACGCAAACUUUCGUCCAGCUUCUAUUUGGCCGCAUUGGCGGUUAGUGAUACUUGUUUCCUGUUGGGCCUCUUCAUGCAGUGGCUUAACUUUGUCGACAUUGACAUUUACAAUCGUGACUUCUUCUGUCAGUUUUUUACAUUCUUCAGCAAUUUGGCGUGCUUCUGCUCAGCCUGGUUUGUAGUGGCGUUCACUGUGGAACGCUUCAUCGCUGUGGGAUAUCCACUUAGGCGGCAGACAAUGUGUACCGUGCGUCGCGCGAAAAUCGUUAUAUUCGCACUCACUGCUUGGGGCUGCCUACAUUGCACACCCUAUUGGAUUUCGUCAACGACGCUCUAUUCGCCGAAGCUGGAAACGGUUUUAUGUGACAUGAACACUGACUAUAAGGACUUCAUGACGGUAAUGAACUACUGGGAUACAUUGGUGGUCUUUGCAGUACCAUUUACAACAAUUUUUGUAUUGAACACAAUUACGGCUUGUAGAGUAUGGAAGUUUGCAACUAUUCGGCGUUCGCUAACAAUGCAAAAGAGAAAAACACAGCAGGUGUCUAAAGAUGCACUAACGUCAUCGACAUAUCGGUCAUCAUCAGUGAAGCGCCAAAAAUCAACAUCCACAUACAGCACUUCACUUAAUAAUGAAAAUCAGGCGGAUGUCAGAGUAUUACAGAGAAAAUCAGAGAGACGAAAAGUUACAAACUCAUCACAAUUGAAGGUGACUAAGAUGCUCCUGAUUGUCUCCACAGUUUUUGUCUGCCUCAAUUUGCCCAGCUGUGUAAUGCGCAUCAAAACGUAUUUGGAGACACAAACGUCAACCAACGAAAAGACCACAGUGAUUUUGCAAUAUAUUUUUCAGCUGCUAUUCAUAACAAAUUUUGGUAUAAAUUUUGUACUUUACUGUGUUAGCGGUCAAAAUUUUCGCAAAGCAGUGCUAAGCAUGUUUAGGCGUGUAUCGUCAACCCAGAGGGAAGGCACCACCCAAGUGACAGUGUCGGAAUAUUGUCGCAACAGGGGCGGAGGAGUAGCAAGUGCGUCCACAAGUCGACGUGCCAUGACGCAGCAGUACUGGGACGAAAUACACGAGCUCCACCCACUUAAGUAA